GUCUCUGGGGUGUAUUUUGUACGAGAUGUGCUGUAUGAAUCAUGCCUUCAGUGGGCACAAUUUUUUGUCUGUGGUGUUAAAAAUCGUAGAGGGUGAUACCCCUUCCCUUCCUGAUAGAUAUCCAAGCAAGCUGAAUGCUGUGCUGUGCAGCAUGUUAAAUAAGAACCCUUCAUUGAGACCAACAGCAGCAGAGAUCCUUAAAAUCCCUUAUAUUGAUGAACAACUAAAGAAUAUACAGUUGAAGUUCACAAACAUGACUGUGAAAAACAAGGCACUGAACUGGCAGAAAGAAGCUGCUCCCAUUUUUGAUUCUGUGCAGAGGAAAGUUCAUCUGCAAACUCUGCAGGAUCUGUCUGAAGUACAGAAGAUGACACCGCGGGAACGUAUGAGGCUGAGGAAGUUAAAUGCUACCAAUGAGAAAGCAAAGAAGUUGAAACAGCUGGCAGAGGAAAAAUACCAAGAAAAUAUAAAGAAAAUGCAAGAAUUCAGGUCCUGUAAUUUUCAGCAGCUGAAUGUCAAUGAUGUCCUACAUGAAUCUUAUGGGCAGACUUCAGAACUUCCAAUUCAUUCUCAACCAGUCAUGACAUGCAACUAUGCAUCCCUAGGACAUGAUGAACCAAGUGGAAAUAGGUCAAGUCAACUCUGCAUGUCUGAAUUUACAGACCAUGAAAUCCCAGAAGACCCAGCAAUAGCAGAAGAAUAUUAUGAUGAAGAGUUUGAAUCCUGUUCAGAAAGCAGUGAAGAGGAGGAGGAUGAGGAAGCGUCAGAAACUGUCUCUAAGCCUAAUCACCAGGACAGUGAUGUCGAGGCAAUGGUCAAGUAUUUGGAGAGUGUCCUGAAUAGUAGCUCAUUGGGCUCGGGAACUGUCACCAGAGUGUCUCCAGUGGUGCCCCAGGGAUCCAGGGCUCUCAACAGCACUAUGGCUGAGACCAAACUGAAACACAUGAGGGAGUAA
Nestor notabilis (Kea) is the source of this 955-nucleotide messenger RNA. RefSeq names its product serine/threonine-protein kinase Nek11-like. Gene Ontology annotation, biological process: protein phosphorylation. Gene Ontology annotation, molecular function: ATP binding; protein kinase activity. The record is from RefSeq and is a predicted model, not a curated record. The annotation marks the transcript as partial. The transcript is spliced from 9 exons. NCBI's taxonomy places the organism in Eukaryota, Metazoa, Chordata, Aves, Psittaciformes, Psittacidae.